AUGGAUGAUACUGCCAGCAGAAAGACCAAGAAGGAAUUGGAUGCCAUGAGAGCAUCCUCCAAUGUCUUCUCCAUGUUCAAGCAGACACAGAUCCAGGAGUUUAAAGAGGUGUUCACACUUAUCGACCAGGACAGAGAUGGGUUUAUUGACAAAGAUCUGAAGGAUACCUAUGAAUCUCCUGGUAAGCUGAAUGUGAAGAACAAUGAGCUAGAAGACAUGCUCAAAGAGGCUUGUAGUCCCAUCAACUUCACCAUGUUCCUCAACCUGUUUGGAGAGAAGCUGCAUGGAACAGAUCCAGAAGAGAUAAUUCUCAACACCUUCAGAAUGUUCAACCCUGACACUAAGGGUUAUGUUAAACAGAUGUUCCAAUCGCCUACCUUCGACCCAGCAGGAAACCUGGACUACAAAUCCCUCUGUUACAUCAUCACACGCGGAGAGGAACAGGAGGAGUAA
Molecule: messenger RNA, 453 nt
Organism: Oncorhynchus nerka (sockeye salmon)
Lineage: Eukaryota; Metazoa; Chordata; Actinopteri; Salmoniformes; Salmonidae
Product: myosin light chain 5-like
Exons: 5
Coding region: 1-453 (150 amino acids)
Cellular component (GO): cytoplasm
Molecular function (GO): calcium ion binding
Source: RefSeq, a predicted model, not a curated record